AUGGCCUGUGAUCUCAAAGGAUAUGUUCAAAUCUGUUUAUUUCUUACACUGGUCACUCUAUCUUGCGGGGAUCCACAGUUAGAUCUACCACCUUUACCACAAGUUUCUACGCAACGCAACCCUUAUGGCUUUGGAAUAUCCAGCACUCAAUCCACAAAUAAUCAAGGAAAUCAAUAUGAUUUAAACAGAAACUUUCAAUUUAGUACUGGGAGGCCUCAAAGCUCGGUGACACCAGGUGUCUAUCCAGUGUCUUCGAAUCCUCCCAGGAUAAACCCAGACAUAAGUAGUAAUGGCUAUCCUAGCAUUGAUUAUGGAACUGGGAUUGUGAGGACUCCAAGCUCAACCCUUCGUCCAUAUGAUGAUAGAAACCGUGAUGAUCGAAUAGACAUAAAUAGUGAUGCCAAUUUUAGAAGAAAUGAUCCCAAUUUUGUUAGAAGCGAUCCCAAUUAUGUUGGGACUAAUCCAUAUUCCUUUAAUAGAGAUGGGAACACUAAUUCUAUAGAUGAUAGGUUAAAUUAUGUCAAUAUACAGCAAGUGAGGGAUUUUCUACUUAGAGCUGAUGAUCAAGCAUCUAAGGAGUGUACAAAUAACGUGGCUGCCCAAUGGAAUUUCGAAACAGAUGUUAAUGAUGCAACCCAACACGCUGCUCACGAUCUAGUUCCAUGG
Brenthis ino (lesser marbled fritillary) is the source of this 666-nucleotide messenger RNA. NCBI's taxonomy places the organism in Eukaryota, Metazoa, Arthropoda, Insecta, Lepidoptera, Nymphalidae. The record is from the annotation of a GenBank genome assembly.